AACUAGGUUGGAGCGAGACGCAGAGCUGAAGAGAGCUGGAAGAAGAGCCGCUACUUCUUAUUAUAUCGCUGCAAUUUAUUACAAGUGUUAGGAGCUGAGAGAAUCUACUAAGUCGAGACACAGCACUGCGGUUUAUGCCUGUUUAAGGUCAACGUGUAUGAAGAAAGAGUAGAGAAUCCAUAUGAGGAUUUGUUGUGACAGUUCUCAUCUGCUCCCGGUUGGAGCGAAUAACUGCGCGUCAGUCUUUGUGAUUUUUGGCUUCUUUUCCACCUGGAGAUACAUGUUCCCAAGAACUGGUUAAACUUCACCACCAAAAUGAGAGCUCAAAUAGAAGUGAUUCCGUGUAAAAUCUGUGGGGACAAGUCAUCAGGAAUUCACUAUGGUGUCAUCACCUGUGAAGGCUGCAAGGGUUUCUUUCGACGCAGCCAGCAGAACAAUGCUAUGUACUCCUGCUCACGGCAAAGGAAUUGCCUAAUUGACCGGACCAACCGUAAUCGUUGUCAGCACUGCAGGCUGCAGAAGUGUCUCGCUCUGGGCAUGAGUCGUGACGCCGUGAAGUUUGGUCGUAUGUCCAAGAAGCAGCGUGACAGCCUGUAUGCAGAGGUCCAGAAACACCAGCAGUCCCAGGAGUGUGCAGGGGUUGGUUCCCGCGAGGAGAACAGUGACAUGGCUGACCACGGCCGCACCUACAGGAGAGGCUCCAGUGCCACACUCAGCGACCUGGACGAUAUCACAACGCUGCCGGAAGGCCUGCUUUUUGAUCUGCCGCUGACCCCAGAAGAUGCAGGUGGAGAGUAUUGUAACCUGGACAUGCUGGGAGGAAGUGGAGGCAGCAGCUCAUCCUCUCAAAGCUCACCAGAACAGACCAACUUGGACUUUGUUGACGGGAACCACAGCAUCAAGCAUGAGUACCAGCUAUUGCACGAUUCUGGACUCUUCUCACAUGCUAUCCUCAACCCUCUGCCAGAGGGCUGCUCCCUGCUUGACAUAGAACGUAUAACCCAGAGUGUGGUAAAGUCCCAUAUUGAGACAAGCCAGUACGGUGCAGAAGAGCUGAAGAGAAUGGCAUGGACCUUGUACAGUCCAGAGGAGACACGCUCAUACCAGACCAAGUCAGCUGAGGUGAUGUGGCAACAAUGUUCUAUUCACAUCACCAAUGCUAUCCAGUAUGUGGUAGAGUUCGCCAAGCGCAUCUCCGGCUUCAUGGACCUCUGUCAGAACGAUCAGAUUAUCCUCCUCAAAGCAGGAUGUAUGGAUGUUCUUCUGAUCCGUAUGUGUCGGGCCUAUAACCCCAUCAAUAAUACAUUGCUUUUUGAUGGAAAGUUUGCCACCGCUCAGCUUUUCAAAGCUCUCGGCUGCGAUGACCUUGUGAGUGCAGUGUUUGACUUGGCUAAAAGCUUGAGCCGUAUACAGAUGACUGACGAAGAGAUGGCUCUCUUCAGUGCUGCUGUACUCCUCUCACCAGACCGGCCCUGGCUAACAGAUGUCCAGAAGAUACAGAAGUUGCAGGAGAAAGUUUAUGUGGCUCUCCAGCGCUGCCUGCAAAGAGAAGGAGAAUCAGAGGAGAAGCUGGCUAAGAUGGUGUCUAAGCUUCCCAUAAUGAGGUCCAUUUGCAAUCUUCAUAUUGACAAACUGGAAUUUUUCCGUCUGGUUCACCCUGAGACUGCAUAUACUUUUCCUCCUCUGUACAGGGAAGUUUUUGGCAGUGAAAUUACCUUCCCAGACUCCACAGAGGGCUAAUUUAGUCCCUUAGUCAAAUGGCAUGAUUCUUGUAACAAUAUUGAGGUGUUUUUAGAGGAGGACAAAAAUGUGGCAACCGGCAGUGGCAAAAACUAACCAGCAGCCCAAUGACAAGUCCUGCACGCUACACUUUAGCACACACUCCUCUAACCUCUAAACUCCUAACUCUGGAGUAGCUUUCACUGCCCUGCAAGCCAGUCCCUUCAACUUAACAUUAUUAAGUGUUGCUGCUGGGUAAUCUGUGCAUGUUACCUCCUUUUUAAGGAGUAAAAAAAUUAUUGAAGAGUAGCCUACAAAAUUUGUAAUUUAAAAAAAAUUAUUUUUCUAUGAUACACCUUAAACAGCUCACUGAGUUGAAUUCCUUUUUAAAAAAAAAUUGUCAUUGUUCUCACAGUUCCUGUAAGCGAUUGUUGAAUGUACUCCCCUCUUCCCUUAACCAUCCAGCACAGCCCUGGGCUUGAUAUAGAAUGUACAUAGCUGAAAUCCUCACCCACUUUGUGGAGAUUUGCAGUAAUGAUGCCUGUUUCAGUUUCACUUUAGUAACAGUUCAUUGUUUCAUUUUAUUCUGUAUUUUUGGUAGCACCCAUAGUUUGCAGUUUUGUAAUGUGAACAAACUGUUUAAAGGGACCAUGAUCAAACUCAUAAGCAGGCAAGGUUUUUAAACUGUUUGAAUCAUUGGCAAAUGUUCAGCUUGGCUAUGGCCUUGCACCUACAAACACUUUUACUCAGAGCACACAACAUAGCACUUAGGCUGAAAUGGUUUAAGGUGUUUUUACUAGCAUACCCUCAGAUACUGAUGAAACUGAACUCUGAGUUCUUCUUUUUCUUUUCAAUGCAAUCAGUGACCUCAGUCCAAAUACCUUUUCCCUUUGCAAAUGCCACUUACAGAGUGAGAUAAUCACAGGGGUAUAGCAAAAGUAUUUUCCUUUAAAUAUAUAUAAAAAGUAUAUAUUUAUCUAUAAACAUCUAUGUAACUGUGUAAAUUGAGAGCAGUUAUGAAUACCAUGUGAGGAAAGACUCAUGUUGUGUUUAUGCUCAGGUCAUCCUGUCCAUGAUUUGAGGUUUUUUGGAUAAAUAUUAAUCAGCACUUAUGUAUCCUUGUAAGAAUCCAAAACAACCCAUCGGCACAGGACUUUAUGGGUUUGCAGUCAAACUGCCAGCUGUGAAACUUGUGUUAAACCAGACAGAAAUGCUAGAUGCACCCUCCUACUAUAGAUAAGCUGAAUGUGCAAGGUGCUGGGAGGCUGACCACUGUGGGGGAGAAGUGCUCUCUCAUUGAGGGUCCCGUGGAAGUGCCACAUCUCGGCCCCUUUUGCAUAUGUGUGCCGUUGGCCAAACUUCCAGCAUCAUCUCAACCGACUGGUUGAAAAGACUUGUGAAUAUAGAAAGAUGUUGCAAUAUGACAGUAAGCUACAUUGUCACCUACAUGGCUGGAUGAAAGGGCAAAGAACAGAAGGUAGACAGGUGGAUGAUGGUAUUAUUUAAGGUCCCUAGACAUCUGAGGAUUUUAUUGACACUGUCAACUCUCACUGCUUUGAGGUUGGGCAGGUUACACGUCCUGAUGGAAGAAUGAUAUCUUCUAUUCUUUACUCCCCAAUCCCAUACUACCCCAUACUACCUCACCUUCUCCAAACACUACAUGACACAGCACAGGGUUGGCAGAGCCAUCAGCUACCCCCCUGAGUUAAUAUUUCUGUUUUCACACAAGAAAGCCUCUUCAGAAGCUGGAAAAAGCAAAAACAAAUGGCAACUAUUUUUUUGCAAAAAACAGUAAAUAUUAAAAGAUAAUAAUAACAGAGUGGAAUGCUGGAUCUUCUUGUGCUGAGAUCCUAUCUCUCACUGCUGUUCUGUCUUUUCAGAUCAGUUUAUGCCUUCAGAUCCAGGAAGCCCUGGAUAUAUAGAGAUCUAUCUCAAAUAAAAUACUCUGGAGAUACCCAAGCUUUUAUCCAGAUAAAACGUUUAAAUUUGAAGUAGGGAGAUGUAUUAUUUUUCUCUAAAAUGGGGGAAAAGGUAUUUUUUUUCUACCAGUAUCCUAAAGAGGCCAUGAGAAAAGAGUAGCUGUAAUUGGAGAAAAUGUUAUUUCUAUCCUAAGCAUUUUAAGACAAUCACAUGACAGAUUUUGGAUGUAACAUAACAUGUUAUAUUUAGCUUUGGUUUGCUUUGCACUGCUGGGACAGUGCUGUUGGCCAUACACCACAUUAUUUCAUAUAGUUUGAAGUGGGUUUUACCCUUGUCUUGGUACUUAAGAUAGUGGCAUUGUGGGAUUGUGCAAUAAUGUCUUUCCCAUUGUUCUCAAUGUGUUGGGCCUUAGUUGCCAUGUUUUACAGUCAUUUUCACUAGCACUCCAGCACAACAAAUAUUAUUUACAACGUAAUCUACCAAAUACUUAAACAACUUUUUUGCAGAUCAGCUGAAACAGCGAGAUGGCACUUAGAGAUGGUAACAAAGUGCAAUACUUUGUUUGUGGAGCCUGAGAAUGUUAGACAUGCUAGUUUCUAAAGAGUCUGUAUACUCUGGCAUAUUGCAAGCUUAAAAACUGUCCAGAGGGCAGAACUUGUGAUCUGCACUUGCAUUUCCGUUUAGAGUCACUCAGGGAGAUAGCUGGGCUCUCUGACCUACCUAGUCAAGCUAGCAAGACACCUUGCACCAACAUAGAAGACCUUUAAACCUUGAUCACUGUGUACAGUACAUGUUCUUAUGAAUGUUUGAUUACAGAAGUAUCAAAGAUUUUACCCCUGUCUGAUUAUAAUUAUUGCAAGACUUUGAGUCAUAGAGUAAAUAGGAUAUUAAAAAAAUAUAGAUAUAUAUAUAAAAAUGGAUUAUAAUCUCUGAAUUUUGUGUUGGUUUUGUUGUGAUCUUUUGUUUCUUUAUUUUUAUCCUUUUGUGUACUGUUAUUCUUUUCUCAGUUAGUGUCCUUUUUGUCUUGGAGAGAUGUAAUUCUAUUUUUUUUAAAGAGCGUUUUUAAA
Molecule: messenger RNA, 4706 nt
Organism: Melanotaenia boesemani (Boeseman's rainbowfish)
Lineage: Eukaryota; Metazoa; Chordata; Actinopteri; Atheriniformes; Melanotaeniidae
Gene: rorca
Product: RAR-related orphan receptor C a
Exons: 10
Coding region: 316-1740 (474 amino acids)
Biological process (GO): regulation of transcription by RNA polymerase II
Cellular component (GO): nucleus
Molecular function (GO): RNA polymerase II cis-regulatory region sequence-specific DNA binding; nuclear receptor activity; zinc ion binding
Source: RefSeq, a predicted model, not a curated record